Molecule: messenger RNA, 285 nt
Organism: Penicillium hordei
Lineage: Eukaryota; Fungi; Ascomycota; Eurotiomycetes; Eurotiales; Aspergillaceae
Exons: 2
Coding region: 1-285 (94 amino acids)
Source: RefSeq, a predicted model, not a curated record
AUGCAAGAGAUACACGCCCGAGGGAUUGAAUGUAUUUGGCCGCGCUACAUACCGGUACUGAGAAAAGAGAAUAUCACAAUAGUGAACACCCCCAAUGUAUUUCGUGGAACUUGUCAAGUGACUGGUGUGCCCAAACGCUUAGCCACUUGUCAAAGAACUCGCAAGAGAAAGCCCGGUUUGAUUUGGGUGUGGACUUGCAUGGGCCUCAACAAUGUUGAUGUCUCAUGCAUAGGCACCCGGGUUGCUACGGGACCCUUCACUUACGCUGUCUCAUGGUGGCUAUAG